UAGUCUCUCUCACUCUUCCAAUUCCACUCUUUUAAUCUAAUAUAAUACUCCUCUGUCCCUCUUUUCCAGAUGUCUUUCUGGUCUGGUGUCCUCCGCAAUCCCGCCCUCCCAAUUCGCUCCCGUGUAGCCUUCUCUCUCAAUCAAACCGCAAGAUCAUCAUCCCGACCCCACCACCUCCGGCAAGAACAACACCACCGCCCCUAUUCCUCCUCCUCUUCUCCCCAGUCCUCGCAAUCCAACCGCUCCCAAUUCAAAAUCCUUCCGUUCCUAGCAAUCAUCGGUAUUGGCUCUGGAUCCUACAUCUUCCUUGUCAAGUCGCGUACCGGCAUUCACAAACCGAAACCCGACUCUCAAUCUCCUGAUUCCUAAAUUUACCCUAAACCCCCCCCUUUUAAGAAUCUAUCUACUCUCCGACUAAAGAAACAUGGCUGAUACUCAACAUCCCAACCCUCGCUUCUCGACCUCCGAAGUCACGGUUGUUUUCCUCCUCGGUGGUCCUGGAAGUGGCAAAGGCACUCAAUCCGCCAAUCUCGUCCGCGACUACGGUUUUGUCCAUCUGUCGGCGGGUGAUCUGCUACGCGCCGAGCAGAUCCGCGAGGGAAGCCAGUAUGGUGAACUGAUCAAGACUUAUAUCCGGGAGGGCAAGAUUGUUCCGAUGGAGAUUACGGUGGCGUUAUUGUCGAAUGCCAUGGCAGAUGCUUUGAAGAAUGGUGCUGGUGCCGGGGAGGGCAAGAAGGCCCGGUUCCUGGUCGAUGGGUUCCCACGCAAAUUGGAUCAGGCUGUUUUCUUCGAGGAUACAGUCUGUCCGUCGGAGUUGACGCUGUUCUUGGACUGCCCGGAGGAGGUUAUGGAAAAGCGCUUAUUGAAGCGUGGAGAGACCUCCGGCCGUGAUGAUGAUAAUGCCGAAUCUAUUCGGAAGCGUUUCCGCACUUUUGUUGACACCAGUAUGCCUGUUGUGAAGGCCUUUCAGGAACAGGAUAAGGUUGUGUCUGUGUCGGCCACGGGGUCUGUUGAGGAGGUGUAUGCUCGUAUCCAGGAUGGCUUCAAGGCUCGUGGGGUCCAUCAGCAGUGAUCUAUGUCUAUUAUUAUGGGUAUCUGUGUCAGCGAUCUUUAUAUUUUCUUACUUGGGGUGUGGAUAGCGCUUUAUAGAUGGAGUGGUUUCUUUCUUCCUUACAUACAAUGUCUACGUCUUAAAGUACAUUAUAGCCGGUUUAUAUAUAUGAAGAUAUAAUCCCAAUGGUAUAUCAUCUCGUAUAUGCAUGACAUGACUCGUGUCCAUUGAUCGGGCC
Messenger RNA from Aspergillus pseudotamarii, 1289 nucleotides. RefSeq names its product uridylate kinase ura6 (gene ura6). The record is from RefSeq and is a predicted model, not a curated record. The coding region runs from base 425 to 1072 and encodes 215 amino acids. Gene Ontology annotation, cellular component: cytoplasm; nucleus. The transcript has a single exon. Gene Ontology annotation, molecular function: UMP kinase activity; ATP binding. Lineage: Eukaryota; Fungi; Ascomycota; Eurotiomycetes; Eurotiales; Aspergillaceae. Gene Ontology annotation, biological process: UDP biosynthetic process; CDP biosynthetic process; 'de novo' pyrimidine nucleobase biosynthetic process.